Lagenorhynchus albirostris (white-beaked dolphin) is the source of this 1023-nucleotide messenger RNA. RefSeq names its product basal body-orientation factor 1-like. NCBI's taxonomy places the organism in Eukaryota, Metazoa, Chordata, Mammalia, Artiodactyla, Delphinidae. The transcript has 8 exons. The record is from RefSeq and is a predicted model, not a curated record. Bases 154 to 1023 code for a protein of 289 amino acids.
CCCUGGAGAAGCCAAGAUGCCAUCGAAGGGAAAGGACGAAAAGAAAGGGAAGGGUAAAGGUAAAGGCAAAGACAAAGGCGAAGACAAGAAGAAGAACCUGAUCGAUCUCAGCUAUGUGGUUGAGAUGAUCGUGGACAUCCAAAGGAUCUCUGGAUGAUUGAAGUAGUUCCUUGGGCUUUUUUCAAGGAUUCCUUUUGGUUCAAAGGAAAACAUAAAGGAUUUGACCAAUUCAGGAAGAUGAUAAAAGUUGAGGAAUCUGCCAUGGAGAGAGCCAAGGCCAAUGCCUCCCUUUGGGAGGCCAGGCUGGAAGUCACAGAACUCUCUAGGAUUGAGUAUCGUGAUACUUCCCGGAGACUGGCAAAAUAUAAUGAAGAAUUAAAGAAACAGCAGUAUAGAAUGGAGAAAGACACAGUGUCUGUAUUGAACUACCUGAAGAAACAGGAUCAGGAGAAGGAUAAUCUGAUUGAAAAACUGAAACAGCAAUUGAAUGAAACUAAGGGAAAAGCCCAAGAAGAGAAGGAAAAAUUGGAACAAAAAUAUACUGUGCAAAUAAGUGAGCUGGAGGGACAGUUCCGUCAAAAAGCCAGAGAAAUUGGCAUGAUUCAGACAGAGCUCAAAACAAUAAAACAAUUCCAGAAGAGAAAAAUCCAAGUAGAGAAAGAAUUAGAUGAUCUGAAGGAGAACUUAAGGAACAUAGAGCAGAAACAUCAGGAGACUCUUAGGAGAUUGGAAGGCAGGUUUUUGGAAGAAAAGUACCGACUAGAAAAAGAGGCUGAGAAGAAGAUAAUAAUGCUGGCAGACAGAGCCCACCAUGAAGCUGUUGUGCAAUUGAACAAUGCUGGAAGAGCUGUUUUUAAAGAGAAUAUUUAUCUCCAGAAAGCUCUCGCAUACCACCUGAAGGAAGCUGAUGCUCUACAAAAAAACUCUCAGAAGUUGCAAGAGACUCAGACUUCCCUUUUACAGCAAAAGGUUCAUUUCGAUUUUGUUUCCUUUUUUGGUAAAGAUUGGGUUGGUGAAUACUAA